Cylicostephanus goldi is the source of this 696-nucleotide messenger RNA. The record is from the annotation of a GenBank genome assembly. Lineage: Eukaryota; Metazoa; Nematoda; Chromadorea; Rhabditida; Strongylidae.
AUGGCAUUGCCGGAUUCAUAUCUACAAACUUUCCAAGAUCAUUACGAGACUUCCUUGAAGAAUAUGCAACCCCUCCAAGUGUUUAUUCUAAACCCAGGAGAUUUGAGGGAUCCACAAAGGCUUGAAACCAUCAAGCAAAUCGUGAAGGAUUACGAGAACGCUACGUAUAGCUACGGUCCUGAAAGCACUUUCUUCUGGCUUCAGUCUUACGAGGACUUCUUAAAUUUCUAUGGCGAAACGGAAGAUUUUACCUACGAAGAAAUGCCUAGAUUCUUCAAAUCUACCACAUACUUCUACCUUUCAUCGUUCGUUAAGUACAACGAAACUGCUUGCUUAGAGAACAGUCCAGCAUGCAUUACGUCAUUCUUCUUUAUGACCAACUUCCACGAGCACAUUAAAUACCAUGAACUGAUCCCAGCGUUGAGAGAAUGGCGCGCAAUUGCUGCCAAAUAUCCUGACUACCAAGUAUACGCCUACUCGGAGCACUCUCCAUUUAUCGACCAGACUCUUGCGAUCGACUCUACCGUUUGGGGAUCGAUGGGAGCUGCUCUGCUAUGCACAGCAAUCGCAUGCUUUAUCUUUAUUCCGAACAUCGCAUGUAUAAUCACCGCCUGCUUGUCAGUGUUGUCGAUUGCAAUCGGCCUCUUGGGAAUGUUGAGUCUUUGGGGUAAGUUCAAGGACAUUCAAAAUUUGUAG